AUGGAGUUAAUAUCGUUAUUAAACGCAGAGAGAACAAAAGCUUUUCAGAAAAGCCGUUACGGGAAAAAAACGAACACAUUUUACUUCAUUAGAAGUUUUUUGAAACAACGACCAGUGAUGACGACGACGAUGACGCGGAGCAAAGUUUUCGCCUCCCUCGCGAAAAGAGGAGAGAAAAGAGCACCGCUCUUCGCGAGAACGUGGAAAAGGCAGAACGUGCGACGGAGCGCGAUGGCAUCGAAGAGAAGAUCAAAAACUGUCGUUAAAGCGAUGCAUUUCCCGCAAAACGUCUCCAACUUCUUCACGCCUCUCCUCGCGUUUACGAAAGCAAACGAGUUUGAAAAGAGAAGCGAACGCGCGUAUUUAGAGUACCCGGACUCAGAAGGAAAAAUCCUCUUCUCGAAACCAAGCGAGAAAGCGAACGGUCUGGUGACAAUCUCUCAAUUCGGUCCAAACUGGAGAUCGCUUCGGUUUAACGACGUCGAGCAAGGGUUAGCGUACGUUGUUGAUGAGGAGAUCAUGGACGGGAAAGUUUUGGCGUACGAGUAUUUGCGAGCGAUGGCGGCGGCGACGGCGGCGAAGAGGAGGUUGGAUUUUUCGGAUGAAGAAGAAGAAGACAGAAAAGAAGUCAAUGAAACAAAGGAUAAGAUGCUGAUGAUUGGCAUGGGUUCUGGCGCGUUGCCGUUUUUCAUGGAAACGCAUUUUAGUGAUGAGUUUGAGAUGGAGACGGUGGAACACGAUCCGGUGGUCAUCGAAGCGAUUGAACGGACGUGUUUUAACGGGAACGCGAUACCGUUUCGAUGCGUCGUCGACGACGCUCGCGAGUAUUUGGAAACAAAAGUUAUGAAUGGAAGUUUAGAUAUCAUAAGUAUGGACGCGUUUGAUGGCGGCGGAAACGUACCGGAACAUUUGAUCUCGAGAGCGUUUUUCCGCUUGUGCGGCGAAAAGUUGAAAAACAAUAAUAAUAAUAAUCAAAGAUCGCCGUCGAUGUUCAUCAUGAACUGUUUCAACGGCGUGAGAGGCUCGACCGCGAGAGCGUUUGUUCACGUCGUUUGCGCUCGAUUGGAAAAGUCGAUCGGGCCGGUCAUGACGAUUCCGAUUCACGAUCAGCCGUGUAACGUGAUUGUCGUCGCGUUGUUGAAAAAAGAAGAACCAAGAGAAGAAGAAGAGGACAUACGCGCUCAAUACUCGAGAGACGCGAUCGCUCGAUCCGCUCGAGAAGCUUUCAAACUUGGGAACGCGGAAGAGUGGGACGCCGGUAAAAGAGUCGAAGGUUUGUUCUGGGUCGUCGAUUGCGACGAGAAAGAGAAAACGAUGCGAGAGAUUGAACCGCCGCUAUUGAAUACGAAUACUAAUACGAAGAAGAAGAAGAAGAAUGUGGAGGGUAAAUAUCGAGGACGCAACGGGACGUACAUGCCGAAAGAGUUUGCAGAGAAUAUUGAGGUGUACGAAGGGCAGACUACAGACGCGCAUUCAUACGACGACAAUAUCGAGAAGAGGAGGUAG
Bathycoccus prasinos is the source of this 1506-nucleotide messenger RNA. RefSeq lists its product with no specific name. Bases 1 to 1506 code for a protein of 501 amino acids. NCBI's taxonomy places the organism in Eukaryota, Viridiplantae, Chlorophyta, Mamiellophyceae, Mamiellales, Bathycoccaceae. The record is from RefSeq and is a predicted model, not a curated record. The transcript has 2 exons.